This is a messenger RNA of Coniosporium apollinis CBS 100218, 2295 nucleotides long. RefSeq lists its product as uncharacterized. NCBI's taxonomy places the organism in Eukaryota, Fungi, Ascomycota, Dothideomycetes. The transcript has a single exon. The record is from RefSeq and is a predicted model, not a curated record. The coding region runs from base 1 to 2295 and encodes 764 amino acids. Gene Ontology annotation, cellular component: mitochondrion. Gene Ontology annotation, biological process: mitochondrial gene expression; mRNA stabilization; mitochondrial proton-transporting ATP synthase complex assembly.
AUGUCUGUUCCAAGGGUCAUCUCGUCCGCUCUUGGAUGCAAUGGCUGUCGCAUCGCUAUUGUCAGGUCGUUCGCUUCCAUCUCAGGCGUCCAGCUACCUGCCAUCUCCGAAUCACGAGCGCGACCGGUACGACGGCUGGAUACGCAGCGGAGCGGUUUCCUCACAAGUUCAAGACAAUGCUCAGAGCAGACACCGAAGGAGCACAUAAUCUCAGAAGAUGAAGCACCCGCUCAGGCUGAAGAAGAUGCAGAGGCAGGCGCACCCCCCUCGACUGAGCUGGCGGGCGUUCCCUGGUAUCUCCAAGUCGAAACACAGCAGCGUGCGCCAAGCCUCUCGCACCCGCUUGCAGAGCGGCAACGAUUGCCCGAUCUCCCUGUAGACCCUCCUCCAAUACUACAGGACCUCCUCGAGCAAAUCUCCAUCGAUCUCGGUCUUGACGACCUGACCCUCAUCGACCUCCGAGCUCUCGAUCCCGCACCCGCGCUCGGAUCCAGCCUCCUCAUGAUUGUGGGCACAGCGCGGAGCGAGAAGCAUCUACACGUCUCAGCGGAUCGGCUGUGCAGAUGGCUUCGCAGCACACACAAGCUCCGACCGUUCGCGGAUGGCUUGUUAGGACGGAACGAGCUGAAGCUCAAGAUGAGGAGGAAGGCAAGGCGUUCGAAACUCAUGGCGAACGUGGGCGCGUCAGAGACCGCAUCACCCGACGACGGCAUCAGGACGGGUUGGGUGUGCGUCAAUGUUGGAAUGGUGGAGAGCGCAAAAGACACCGCAGACGCUUCUGCGGCACCGGCAGAUUUCGUGGGCUUCGGCAGACAGCGGGAUGGCGUCAGUAUAGUGGUUCAGAUGUUUACAGAGGAGAAAAGAGUAGAGAUGGACCUUGAGGGGCUAUGGGAAGGUGCGCUCCAGCGCGCAGCUAAAAGACGUGAGAAAGAUGAGCAAGCCGUUGAGAGCAGUGAUUUGGGGCAUGACGACGUCGAUCGGGAGGCGGAUCUCUCGAGGGAGGCUGGCCUCAGAAGCCCAUCCAACUCGAACCUUCUGCCCUCCAUCCAGCCUCGAGUGUCAGGACCGCAAGCGGCGCAGCAGACCCGGAGCCUGCAUGGAGUGUCUGCUGCGCGAAGGCUUCCAAGACGCAGUCUCGGCACAGCAUCCGUUAUCAAUGCCGCACAGCUUCAAAACGAGUUUUCUACGCAGUUAUACCGACAAGCUUCGACUUUCUCAGCGGCUAGCGGCCAUAAGAUACCGCAUGAGGACGACGACGCCGCAGCGCAAGAGAUGCGAAGCCAGCUAAGACACCUCAGCAGUCUAUCACCUGAGGCAGUAGUCCGCGAGCUGGGACCGAGCAUCCGGCCAUUUCCACCCCAGAAAGACACCACCGCCAUGAGCCCCCUCAUGCGCUCAUUCUACUCCCAAAUGCCUCAAUACCCCGACCUGGUCCACCACGAGCUAAUGAUUGAUUUCCAAUGCCUCGUCCUCAACUCCGCCCAUCCAGAAGCGCGUCUUGACCAGGUAGACAACGCACUCAGCAGCCUCCAACUCUCCAGCCUCCCCAUCCCCGCCCGCGUAUUCCACCGCGUCCUCUACUCCUACCUCGCCUACGCCGCCCGCACCUCCCACCCUCAACACGAGCCGCACCCCGGCUUCUGGCGGCGCAAAGCGCUCUCCCGCGCCUUCAGCGUCCUCGACUACAUGGAGCUCUACGGCUACGACGUGCUGUCCGAGGACCUGAUCCUCGCGUUCCACGCCGCCACGAGCCCCGUCGCGCUCUCCGCUCUUCCCGCAACCACAGAGCACACAAAUGCGGCCGCGGAGGAUCUCGCCAUCGAGGACCUAACCGCCACCCGCGCCCGCCUGCGCAGAUUCAUGGACCUCUUCCUCAUCGCCCCCCACGACGACAAGACCUGGCUAACCCUCCUCCAUGCCUACGUGACGGACGUCGGCACCGCCGCCCACGCCGACUGGGACGGCUUCUGGGCCGUCUGGAGCGCGAUGCCAAGGCGUGUGUAUGCGCGCUCGGCGGACAUGUACGGGCUUAUGUUUGCGGCGGUUGCGAGGAGUGGACACCAGGCAAGGGCGAUGGAGGCGCUUAGGACGUGGGUGCCGGAGAUGGGGAGGGAGAGGCCGCCUGUGUUGCUUAGGGGCGAGGUUGUUAGGGGGGUGGUGGAGUGUUUGAGGGUUGCGGAGCCAAGGGUGGAGGAGGGUGAGGGAAGGGGAAGCGUGGGAGAGAGUGAGUGGGUUAGGUUGUGGAGGAGGUGUCAGAGAGUUUUGGAGGCGGAGAGGGCGGGGAGUGUGGAUUGA